AACUGAUCACUGACAUUAAUCACGACUCUAAGCACCGGGGAGAUGUUUAAUUAGAUUAGUUUUUGUUUUUAAUAAAAUAUAUAUGAAAAAAUGAUUGCAAAAUAUAGUAUUUUACUACCAACUUACAAUGAAAAAGAUAAUUUGCCAAUAAUAAUAUGGCUAAUCACGAAAUAUAUGAGUGAAAGCGGCUUCGAUUAUGAAGUUCUAAUCAUCGAUGACGGAAGUCCCGAUGGCACUUUAGAUGUAGCAAAAGAUUUACAAAAAAUAUAUGGUGACGAUAAAAUUGUGUUGCUGCCGCGAGCUAAGAAAUUGGGCUUAGGCACUGCCUACAUACACGGUAUCAAACACGCCAAAGGACAUUACGUUAUAAUUAUGGACGCAGAUUUAAGCCAUCACCCAAAAUUCAUACCGGAAUUUAUAAAACUGCAGCGUACAAAAGACUACGAUAUUGUGUCAGGCACUCGUUAUUUGGGUUCAGGUGGUGUAUAUGGUUGGGACUUUAAACGUAAGCUUAUAUCGCGCGGUGCAAAUUUUUUAUCACAAGUGUUACUUCGUCCGAAUGCUUCGGAUCUUACCGGAUCGUUUAGACUUUAUAAGAAAAGCGUUUUAGAGAAAUGCAUAUCAAGUUGUGUGUCUAAAGGUUAUGUCUUCCAAAUGGAAAUGUUAGUGCGUGCACGUCAGCAUGGUUUCAGUAUUGCUGAAGUGCCAAUAACGUUUGUUGAUCGUGUUUAUGGAACUUCAAAGUUGGGUGGUACUGAAAUUGUACAAUUUGCUAAAAAUCUAUUAUAUUUAUUCGCUACUACAUAAAACGUACUUAUAGGACAUUUCGAUAAUGUCCUUAACUGUUAUAUAUUUUAUGUUUAUACUAUAAGUAUAUUUUUAUUAUAUGC
Messenger RNA from Teleopsis dalmanni, 890 nucleotides. RefSeq names its product dolichol-phosphate mannosyltransferase subunit 1 (gene Dpm1). NCBI's taxonomy places the organism in Eukaryota, Metazoa, Arthropoda, Insecta, Diptera, Diopsidae. Gene Ontology annotation, molecular function: dolichyl-phosphate beta-D-mannosyltransferase activity. The record is from RefSeq and is a predicted model, not a curated record. The transcript is spliced from 3 exons. Gene Ontology annotation, biological process: GPI anchor biosynthetic process; protein O-linked glycosylation via mannose. Gene Ontology annotation, cellular component: endoplasmic reticulum membrane. Bases 91 to 807 code for a protein of 238 amino acids.